Messenger RNA from Populus euphratica (Euphrates poplar), 1429 nucleotides. RefSeq names its product Disease resistance-responsive (dirigent-like protein) family protein. The record is from RefSeq and is a predicted model, not a curated record. The transcript has a single exon. Lineage: Eukaryota; Viridiplantae; Streptophyta; Magnoliopsida; Malpighiales; Salicaceae. Bases 338 to 988 code for a protein of 216 amino acids.
AAGCGUCAAUCAAUAAAAAUAACAACAAACCUGAUCAUGCUUUCUUUAACGGCUCAAGAUUCCUUCUUUAAAAAUAUAUUGUAACUCCGGAGUGAAUAUACUCGAUUGUGUACAUUGAGCUGGUAAAAUCUAGGAGAUUAAAAUCUACAAUCUUCAUCAAAACGUAGCCAGCAGAAAUAUGUUAGCUCUUUAAUUAUAUUUAAAGGUAUUGGUUAGCUCGCAAAUGGAGUUGGUAUUCUCGACAUUCAUGGCAUUGUUGGAUUAGGAACGGGUCUGAAGAUGUGGAUUGGGUGGCUACAAAAUCUGUGAUGAGGAGCUGCAUCUUCCAAAUCAAGGCAUGCUUCAGACAGGCCCUCUUAAGAGCACAUUCAAGGCUAGCAUAUUUCAAAGAGCCAAGAAGGUUGCGUGCAUGAUGCGGUGUCGGAUCAUACUCUGCACUGCAGUUUCUUUAGCAUUACUUGCAGUCCUCCUCCUGGCUUUGAUCUCACCAGUCCCUCAUGAUAAAAAUCAAUCAGAUAACUCGACAAGGCCUAGGCCUAGGCCUUGGCUGGCCCUGUCAUUGUACAUCCAGCAACCUCAAAUCUCGAGUUCUGACGUUCAGCCAGCGGUAAGAUCCGAAGCUGGAGCAUUCAUCUUUCAUCGUAAGCUCACAGAAGGGCUCGAAAACACUUCACGGGUCAUAGGAAAAGCUCAAGGCUUCAUAAUUCCAAUAGAACAUUUUGCGUAUUCAGGUUUCAAUAUUAUCUACCUCACAUUUGAUACACCUGAUUACUCAGGCAGCCUCAGUGUGCAGGCCAAGCAUGUAGAGCAUAAAGACAUAGAAGAACUCACGGUGGUUGGUGGAACUGGAUCAUUCGCAUUUGCUCGAGGUCUCGCUGUUUUUGCACAGACUGAUCCACAGCCCACUGACGUCGGUGGAACAUACCAUGUGAAGCUUCAGCUUCAGCUUAGGUUUCCAGAUCGAUCUCAUACAAAUAUUCCAGGAUGAGGCAGAGUCGUUAGAAUGGUAUUCUAACAAGUCAAAUGUAAACACUUUUUUUUUUUGUUUUGAUUGGUAGAGAAGAUGCAAUUCCACAGGCAUUGGAGAAAUAAUGACAAAUUGACCAUUUUCAGUCACAUUUGCAAACGGAAUGAAUGAAUGGAAUGCUUAUCUAACAUCGACUGUUGAUCGGAACUAGUAAAUAUUAGUAAGAGUUGUCUGUUGACGGACGUCCACUAUCCAUCACAGCUUCCCCCCCCAAAACAUCGGAUUCAAUCAAAUCCGCCUAAAAAAUAUCUCGAGGAGAUUUAUCUAUCCCAAUCGGACCUAAGCCCAACCCAAAGGGACUUGGUGAUGGGACCCCACACUAAAGCAGGCGAGAAGAGAACUGUAGUACCAUGCCUAGAAUGCGAAGAACAAACAAGCAAUUAAUUCUUCUUCUUAUUAUUA